AUGGGGAAUGGGAAAUCCAUAGCUGGUGAUCAGACAGGAAUUCUUGCACAAGACCCCUAUGUGUGGUACAGAGCAUUUAUGAUGGAGUAUCCAUCUGGCCUGCAAACGCUGCAUGAAUUUAAGGCACUUUUGGGUCUGCAAGGUCUGAAUCAAAAGGCCAAUGAACAUGUUGAUCAAGUUUAUAACACCUUUGACACCAACAAGGAUGGAUUUAUCGACUUUAUAGAGUUCAUUGCUGCCGUAAAUCUAGUGGUACAAGGAAAAAUUGAGCAAAAAUUAAAAUGGUAUUUUAAACUGUGUGAUUCUGAUGGAAAUGGUUCUAUUGACAAAAAGGAGCUACUGAACAUCUUUGUGGCUGUACAAGCCCUCAAUGGCCAACAUACUAUGAAUCCUGAGGAAUUCGUCAACUUGGUGCUUCAUAAGGCAGAUAUAAACAAUGAUGGGGAAUUGACUUUGGAAGAAUUUAUCAAUGGCAUGGAAAAAGAUCGGGAUCUCCUGGAGAUUGUUUCCAAGAGUUUUGACCUUUCCAAUGUGCUGAAAAUAAUCUGCAAUGGGAAGCAACCAGAUCUGGAGAGAGACUCCUCCAAACACCCCGACAGGGCUGGUCUAGGGAAGGUGAAAAUGAAGUCACUGUGAGAACCCCUUGCCAGAGUUCAGUGAGCACAAAACUUCAAGUAGAGAAGAAAUGAAAUCUUUGUGCAUACUGUUGGUUUCAGUCUUUAUUAUAAUUCAUAUAGGCUUAUGAAUAUAGUAUUACUUUAAUCCAGUAGAAACUUCCAUGAAGAUCCUAACCAGUUGCAUUGUUGAUAUUCUGUUUGUACCUCAGCACCCUCUCUGCAGAUUCCAAGAUGAUGAUUAAACUGAAGAAUUGUCUCCACACCUUUCAGUUCAGAAUAGAGCUUGCAUGUAUGCCCUUGCACACUUAAAAUUAAUCUGUAUCUUGAAAUAGAUCUGCAUUGUCUGGGAAGUACCCCCACAUUUUAGCAUCCUAAGAUUAAACAUGCAUUUGGCAAA
Messenger RNA from Marmota flaviventris (yellow-bellied marmot), 1014 nucleotides. RefSeq names its product guanylate cyclase activator 1C (gene Guca1c). The record is from RefSeq and is a predicted model, not a curated record. Gene Ontology annotation, molecular function: calcium sensitive guanylate cyclase activator activity; calcium ion binding. Lineage: Eukaryota; Metazoa; Chordata; Mammalia; Rodentia; Sciuridae.